AUGAAGAGUGUAGAACAGUUAUUUCCACAAUUUUAGGUCGUAAACAUAGUGAGAUAAAACCAUUAUAAAAAAUCAGUGAUUGUCAAAAGGAAUGGAUAUAAUUAUAUGCUGAGGAUUUUUAGUCUUGAGGGAAUUCCAAAGGAUAGAGUUCAAUCGAUCAUUAAAAUGCUUAACAAAUUAUCGAAUCACAAGAAUCCUCAUAUUGUUAAAUUUUAUGAGGCAUCCUUUGAUCAUGAUAUGACAUACUUGGGUAUUGUCAGUCAAUACUUGGAUAAAUAAUACGAAUACCCUUUGAAGGAGGUUGACAUUUGGAGUAUUAUCCAAGAGUUGUCAAUUGCAUUACAAUAAUUUCAUCCAAAAAGAGUCCAUGGCAAAUUAUUAUUGUCUAAUUUAUUUCAAAGUAAAGGAAUGACUAUUUUGGGUGAGUUGAAUGUUCUUUAUUAUUUGCAUAAAUAAAACUAUCAAGAUAUCUAUUUACUAGCACCAGAAUUUAUUAGAUCUCAAAUCUACGAUCAUAAAUCAGAUAUAUGGAUGGUUGGUUAUAUGCUCUAUUAGAUGAUGUUCAAGGAUCCACCGAUAAUUACCAACAAUGUUGAAAUUUUACAUAAAAAAAUACUCAAAGGCAUACAAAUUACAUAUAAUCCAAAUUAUAGUCUCAAUUUGAACAACCUAUUGAGAUUGAUGAUGUGUUAUGAUGCUGAACUCAGACCCAAUGUUGAAUAGAUUUAGUAUUUCUGUCAGCAAUCUAAAUUAUCUAAUGAAGAAAUCAACAUCAAUAGAAUAUUACCUAAAUUUAAAGUAGACAAAGUAGCCUUACCUAAAAAGAAAACAGAAAAGAAAUCAGAACCUGUCUAAAGUGCUGUAUAUUUGAUUGAGGAUCAAUUUAAAUAACCAUAUUUCCCACCAUCCAAAAUUAAAAAACAAAAGAGAUGCCUAUAAUAAAAAUAAACAACCUCUGUCAUGGAUUUUGGCCAAUCUCAAAAAACCAAUUACUCUGUAUAAUUACCAAAAGUGUUAAAUUCUUAACUUAGUAAAUUGAAAGUCAAGGAGGCUAGCACAAUUUCAGGAUCCAUAGAAAAAAGUAAUGAACAAGAAAUAUUGAACAAUAAAGCUUAGCUUAUUAAAUUAGAAAUUGAUAGUAUUUUUCCACAAACAAAAAUAACCUUACAUACUUAGAGAAAAUCUCCAAAUAGAAUUUAAUUACAAUAAGUAUUUUAGAAUAGAUAAAAAAGUUAAAGAUUUUUUUAUUGA
Paramecium tetraurelia is the source of this 1251-nucleotide messenger RNA. RefSeq lists its product as uncharacterized. Gene Ontology annotation, cellular component: cytoplasm; autophagosome. Lineage: Eukaryota; Ciliophora; Oligohymenophorea; Peniculida; Parameciidae. The record is from RefSeq and is a predicted model, not a curated record. Gene Ontology annotation, molecular function: ATP binding; protein serine/threonine kinase activity. The transcript has 4 exons. Gene Ontology annotation, biological process: autophagosome organization; peptidyl-serine phosphorylation; autophagy.